CGAGAAAGUUAAUCCCCCCAGGAGUCCCAUGCCUUUUUUAUCUUGUUAGUGUAGCGGAUGAAAGGAUGAGGGUGGCCUUUUUUGCUGCACUUGGGAAUACUGUUGUUGCUAAAGACCUCAAUCAAGCCACAAGGAUAGCAUAUGGUGGGAACAAAGAAUUCUGGCGUGUGGUGUCACUGGAUGGAUCACUCUUUGACGAGGCAGGUACGAUGACUGGCGGUGGAAGCAAGCCACGGGGUGGUAAGAUGGGGACAUCUAUCCGAGUUAGUGUUUCAGGAGAAGCUGUUGCAAAUGCUGAGAAAGAGCUUGCUGAGCUUGUCAAUGAUAUAGGCAGUUUAUGA
Magnolia sinica is the source of this 341-nucleotide messenger RNA. RefSeq names its product structural maintenance of chromosomes protein 4-like. The coding region runs from base 66 to 341 and encodes 91 amino acids. Lineage: Eukaryota; Viridiplantae; Streptophyta; Magnoliopsida; Magnoliales; Magnoliaceae. The record is from RefSeq and is a predicted model, not a curated record. The transcript is spliced from 2 exons. Gene Ontology annotation, molecular function: ATP binding; protein binding. Gene Ontology annotation, biological process: mitotic chromosome condensation. Gene Ontology annotation, cellular component: chromosome.